Molecule: messenger RNA, 2621 nt
Organism: Lampris incognitus (smalleye Pacific opah)
Lineage: Eukaryota; Metazoa; Chordata; Actinopteri; Lampriformes; Lampridae
Exons: 2
Coding region: 161-1069 (302 amino acids)
Source: RefSeq, a predicted model, not a curated record
CUAUGGCGGAGGCAGAGAGGAUUCUUAACAGAAUCGCUGAGGGAGAGUCAGACCUCGAUUUAUCAGAGGACGACACAGAAGAGGGUGAAAGCUCAGACGAGGAGGACCCAGAUGAGGUGGACCAAGACGUGAAGCCAGAUGAAGUGUGCCGUCGUCCUCUAUGGGCCAAAACCAACACGAACGCAGAAUUACACCAGAUGAUGCUGCCCUAAGCCGUGGAGACUGGAGCCCACUGCAGUACUUCCAGCAGUACAUCGAUGAGCAGCUAAUUCAGGAUCUGUCUGUCUUCACCAACCAGCGCAUGGUACAGGAUUCAGGCUGCAGCUUGAACACAACACCAGAAGAGAUCAAGACAUUUUUAGGAAUCUCAGUGUACAUGGCAUGCCUUGGAUACCCAAGAAUAAAAAUGUAUUGGGCCGCCAAAACAAGAGUCCCAAUUAUAACUGACUCCAUGACACGAGAUCGGUUUUACAAGAUCAGAUCUUCCCUCGUGGUGGUCAAUGAUCUGGAUGUGCCAGAAGAUGAGAAGAAAAAGGAUCCACUUUGGAAAGUAAGACCACUCCUCAAGAGUGUGCUCCAAGGUUGCCUCAGCCUACCCAGGCCAGCAAAGGUCAGCUACUACAGAAUGUCCAGCCGCACCAAAAAUUGGACUGUUCGUACCAUGCUCCACUUCACUGAUGUAGCCAUCACCAAGGCAUGGAUUCAGUACCAACAAGACAGCCAGGCCUUGCAACGACCUGCAAAGAAAACCUCCCAAUACCUGGAGUUCAAACUGCUCUUGGCUGAGGAACUGAUAUCCCAGGCACAGGCAUGUCAACGAGAUGAAACUGACUCAAGUGACAAAUUCUCUCCAGAAAUGAAGAAAAGGAAGCCCCACCCAGAUGAGCGCAUCAGGAAAUACGGUGCAAUCCAUUUGCCCCAAAUGCUCAACAUUCCAAAUGCUUCCAGAUGCAGAAUGCCUGGAUGCAAAAGCAAAACCUUUGUGAGAUGCAUAAAGUGCAACAUGUUUCUCUGUGUCUCCAAAAAGUCAGAAUGCUUCAUGAAAUACCAUCUAGAGUCAAACAUCUAAUGAAAACGGUGAAGUUAAUACAUAAGAAUGGAAAAUCUACAUGUGCUAUUUGUUUAUGGUGUUGUGUUUUACUGGAUGAUUCCAGUAGAUCUUUCCAUGUACAUACUCGGCCUUUAAAUGUUUCACGCUCAAGAACAAUUAAAUCCUGUCGUCCACUAUAGUGCACGUUUUGAGUAAAAUCAAGUUUUGACGUUUUUUUUCUUUGCAAUGUGUUUUUUACCACCCCAACACAUAAUUUUCAAUCGAUUGACAGCUGAUUGCUUAUGGCAUGAAACAGGCUUGUACUGUCUCGUAAAGAAUUUACUUGACUCACUGGAUUAUUUUGCUCUGUAUUGGUUGAGCACUUUUCCUAUUGUUGAGUGUUUCUUUUAACGAAGUUUUCCUGGUUUCGAACCCCUUGUCCAACCUUGGGGGUCGUCCCGCGUCUUCCUCUGUGUGGAGUUUGCACGUUCUCCCCGUGUCUGCGUGGGUUUCCUCCUGGUGCUCCGGUUUCCUCCCACAGUCCAAAGACAUGUAGGUCAGGUGAAUUGGCCGUACUAAAUUGUCCCUAGGUGUGUGUGUGUGUUUGUGAGCCCUGUGAUGGCCUGGCGGCCUGUCCACGGUGUCUCCCUGCCCGCCGCCCAAUGACUGCUGGGAUAGGCUCCAGUAUCCCGUGACCCCCAUUGGGAUAAGCAGCUUGGAUAAUGGAUGGAUGGAUGAAUUGUUGUAGGCCUAAAGUGAUUUUUAAAUUUAAACACCGAACAAAAAAAAUGUUUUUUUCAUCAACUAAAAUGUGUGUCAGAGCCUAUGUCUACGGCCGGCACCUUUCCCCCUAAAUUUUACCAAACCUCUAUAGCGGUGUUUAGUCUUGAGUCUCCCUAGCUGUAGUAACUACAGAGGUGUAAUUUAUACCUCUAGACUGAUCAACUUUAUACCGUGUAAAGUUGAUCAGCCACAAUAUGAAGAUGUGGGAAAGAGUAAUAGAAGCUAGGUUAAGAGGAGAGGUGACGAUUAGCGAGCAGCAGUACGGUUUCAUGCCACAAAAGAGCACCACAGAUGUGAUGUUUGCUUUGAGAAUGUUGAUGGAGAAGUAUAGAGAAGGUCAGAAGAAUACGACAGGGUGCGGAGAGAGGAGGUGUGGUAUUGUAUGAGGAAGUCAGGAGUGGCGGAGAAGUAGGAGUGGGUGCAGGAAAAGUAUGAGGGCAGUGUGACAGUGGUGAGGUGUGUGGUUGGAAUGAUAGAUGGGUUCAAGGUGGAGGUGGCAUUACAUCAAGGAUCGACUGUGAGCCCUUUCUCGUUUGCCGUGGUGACGGACAGGUUGACGGACAAGAUCAGGCAGGAGUCUCCACGGACUAUGAUGUUCGCGGGUGAUAUUGUGAUCUGUAGAGAUGCAGUCUUGAGUCUCCCUACCUCAAGCAUGAACUACAUAAUCCAAAUAUCACUUCCGGCUCACAGAUGAGAGCCUGCAGGGCAGCUCUGAUAUCAGGGAGAUCUACAGUGACCUUCAGAAACAGAAAUCGCAUUAAACGGGUGAGAACACGAUCAUUUAAUAGGCUAUUAUUUUGCAACAAAA